ACUCGCCGCCGACACUCACAACGCGCGAUCCGCCGCAGCGCGCCGGCAGUGCCUGCGUGGGCUAUGGCAACUCUGUUGGAAAUAUUUCCACUAUGGAGAUUGGAUUGCUUACUAUUUUUAGUGGCAACAGUAAGUGUACUCUAUGCUUAUAUGAUGUGGAAAUACAGGCACUGGCAACUACAAGAUGUGCCUUUUGUGAAACCAGUAUUAUUCUUUGGAAAUAUUGGUGAUUAUAUCACAAGAAAGAAAGCCCUUAGCUCUGUGUAUCAAGAUUUGUACAUGAAGCUGGAAGACCAUCCGUAUGGUGGUUUUUACAAGUGUCAUCAACCAGCAAUUUUAUUGCGAGAUCUGGAGCUAAUAAAGACAGUUCUAGUUAAAGAUUUCCACAAUUUUAGUGACAAUGAAUUCCAAGUGAAUGAAGAAGUUGACCCAGUAGUUGGAAAAAGUCCAUCUGUACAGCAUGAGGAAAGAUGGAAAGUCACAAGAAAUCUCUUGACUCCAGCAAUGACAGUAGCAAAAAUUCGACCAAUAUUCCCUCUGAUGAUGGAAGUUACCAAGGAGGCCUUGGUAUACUUAGAAAAAUUGCCAGAAGCCAGGAGUCAAGAUGGUGUGGAUAUUAAGCAGUUUUCACUUCAGUUUGCAACGGAUAUCAUUGCAUCAAGUGUCUUUGGUCUUAAAGGAAAUGCUUUCAGAGACCCGGAGGCUGAUUUUUGGAAUAUGGCACAAAACAUAGUAGUGCCAAAUUUAUGGAAAGACCUAAAGCAUUUUGUAGUUGUUAAAGCACCAAAGCUUGCUGAAAUUCUCGGAUUCAGGAUAGUUGAUGCUGAAGUGUCAGACUUCUUUUAUAGAGCAGUGAAACAUGUUGUUUCCUAUCGGGAUGAGAACAAUUUCAAGAGGAUGGAUUUCAUGCAAACGAUGAUGCAGAUACAUAAAACAGACUCAGAUGAGAGCACAGGUUACUCCUUAGAAGACAUCGCAGCGCACGGGACGAUGUUCUUCACGGAGGGGUGCGACCCGUGCGCGACUGCCCUCGCCUUCACCCUGUUCGAGCUGGCGCACAACGCGGACGUGCAGGAGCAGCUGCGGGAAGAGGUGGCGGCCGCGUCUGGGGCGGAGCUCACGUACGAGAAGCUGCAGGAGAUGGAGCUGCUAGACCGAAUCGUCUCUGAGAGCCUGCGCAAGCACCCGCCGGUGCCCGCGCUGACGCGGCUGAGCGCCGCCGGCGCCACGUUGUGCGGCCGGCCGCUGGAGGCGGACACCCCUGUCGUGGUGCCCAUCCUGGCGCUGCACCGCGACCCUGCCCUCUACCCGGACCCCGAGCUGUUCGACCCGCGCCGCUUCGCCGAACCCGCCGUCGCCGCCCGCCACAGGUUCGCCUACCUGCCGUUCGGCGAGGGACCGCGCGUCUGCCUGGGGAUGCGGUUCGCGCUGUCGCUGGUGAAAGUUGCGGUGGCAGGUGUGGUGCGCCGGUUCGAGCUGCGGCCAUGCCCACACACAGUGCUGCCGGUGGCGCUCAGCCCCCACCACCACACACUCACUGCUGCCCACGGGCUUCGCGUCACCAUCCUGCCCAGGCACGAGACGUGACUACUAUUUGCUGUACUGCAGCACCGUGUCGGCACCUUACAUCACCUGCUGCUUAUGGAUGCAGACGAUACCGCCCAGUCACAAAAAGUGAUGGCAGCUUGUUUUGCAGUUGGACUGUGGUGGAUAUCUAGAUCGUUACGCACUUGUAACUGCACCCAGACUGCCUCUCGAUACUCUUGAUAGCCACAGCAAGUGGUUAGAUGCCAUUGUUCCAGUUCAUUGUGGUGAGACUCAUUAACGCUUUUGUCUGCUGCUGCACAUGGACUUGAAAAGUUGUCACAACGUAUCUCACCAUGUUAACUAGCUCAUGCUGUAUUAUUCGUGAGUGGUCUACAACACCGCACAAAGUUGUUUGUUGGCUUCUUAUGCAGUCAUAAAAGUAUGAUAUAUGUUCCUAACCUCGCCUAUAGCUUAUGGAGAGAUUGUCUAAAGAAGGAAAAAGUUACCGUAUACAGAGUGCUUGAAAAGAAAAGUGUCACAUAUUAUUACAGGAAGUGCUGUUGAUCACAACUAGAAAAAAAGUUCCCAUAACUAGAUGCUCAGAAACCAACACCUGUUGUGAUAUGGGCCAGUCUGUCCUCUCACUCCCAUCUGUCUGUUACACAGAAGCAGAUGCUGUGGCCAUCAGCAUGUGGCUACCAUGCGUUCUGACACAUCCUUCAGCACUUAUUCGCAAUGAAUCAUGCACUAUUACAAAAACACUUACCUCAAUUCAGACUGCAUCACAUGCAUCAGUCACAUGCUCCUAUAAUCUAUACACACUGCCGAUGGAUUUAGCAUUCACCAGUGCCUUUAAAAGUCUCUAUAGCCAGAAAUCCAACGGACUCAGAUCUAGUGAAGAGGGAGACCACACUAUCGGACCUCCUUGACCAGUCUGCUGCCUAUCAAAUGUUGCUGUUAUGUACUGUCACAUGAUCUGUAGAAAACAGAGUGGCGCCGCAUCGUCCAUAAUCCACAGUUGUUGUCUUUCUAAUCUCCCACAGCGCAGGUAAUAUCGAUGGUGCACCUGUUGAUCUCUUUGAUAACAUGUAUGGCCCUAUGAAUCUGUCAUUCACAAUUCAUUUCCAUAGAUUGAUACUGAAGUGACUCUGAUGGCCUCACCUCUAUAAGUGCUCGAGGAUUUGCAUCUGCUCACAUGUGUGUAUUGUAGUAAAUUACAAUGCCAUCACUUGUAAACGAUGGGGCACCUCCCUAUUUUCUACAGAUUUGCGACAUUAGGUCACAGCAAUGUUUCAUGGGUGACUGAUUGGUCGAAGAGGUCCGAUGCCAAGGCCUCUCCAUCCGCUGGACCAGAUUUCUGACUACAGGCACAGUGAAAGGCAUCGUAGUACACUCAACUCUUCAACACAGUGUGUGUGAUACAGGAGCAUGUGAUCAAUGCAUAUGACGCAGUCCAAACGAAGCCAUGAGUAUUUGAACAAGUGCAUGAUUCGCUGCAAGUAAAUACUGAAGGGUGUGUCAGACAGAUGGGAGUGAGACGACAGACUGGUCCAUAUCUCAACAGGCAUUGGUUUCUUGACCUAUAAUUAUGGGAACUUUUCUUCUAGUUUUGAUCAAUACUACAUUAUGUUGGAAUAUGUUUCACUUUUUUAAAUACCCUGUUUACAAUUGGACAAAACGAGUGAAACACACUGAAGUUAUUACAAAAGUAAGUGUUUACUUUAGUCAUGAUUGAUUGUGAUCCAAAUCAACAGUUGCAGAAUAAUGUAACUCUAUUACUGAUGAAUAAGAGUAAUCUUGUUUCAGCAUCUGAUGUUAUUUAAUAUCUUCUUUUGGUCAAAAUUUAUAUCAGAUAUGUGUGUAUGAGUAUUACCCAUCACAUUACUUCUAUCUUGGUCCUCAAUUCAUUGGUACCGUUUCAUGCUGGGUACUGUUAAGGCUAGGUGACAAUGGAAACAGUAAUUCCAAGGAAGACGGGAGGCACUGUAUCUGCCACAUAGUGGAAAAGGAUUUAUUGUACCACAGAAGAGGCGGCUAGGCACCGCUGUAUUGAAAUGUAUGCUUAGAGCUGUGCUCAUCAACUUCCGAUACUUAAGAGACCACAAUUACAUUGGAGCCAUAUUUCUGUCAAUCCGAUUCAGUGUAGAUCGAAGAUCGAAUGACGUCAGAAGGAAUAAAAAGACACCCAGACUAAAAUGUAACUGCCUACACAGGAAGCGGAAACCCUACCCAACAACAUCUUAUCAGACCGACAAGUUUCGCGACCAGACAUGUUUGUUUCCAGUCAUAUCUCGGAGCCCAACAGCAUGUAAUGAUAACAGAUACUAUUCUAGUUCAUACACAGUUAACUACUAACAGUCAUUUAUUAAUAACACCAAUAUUAGGGUGAAAAUAUAGCCUAGUUAGCAUAGCGUGAAUUGUUAUUUCUUUUAAAGUAAGAGCUACACAGGCAUUUCUCUGUAACAGAAACAAAUUUCUAAAUCUUAUACCACUCUUAAAUAUUAAGAGAAGUAAUAAUUCAUUUUCACUGAGGGUAAUAUCUGAUAUCUUCAAAAACAAUUAUUGUUGUCCUUAUACAUAUAAGAUGGAUCACAGUUUAUAGUGACACUUGACACUGUGAAAGUAUAUGAUAAGAGAAACGAAUGUCUUACAAUAAACAUGGGUCCGUAAGAAGUUAUUUAGGAGAUAACUAACCUUUUCCCAAUGGUUUUUCCCGUUUGUAAGUUUGACACGUGUGGAACACAUCUUCUCCUCCCCUCUCUGUGAGUGCCUUGUCCGCCCUUUGUCUGUCCAACUCAUCUUCCCACCUGUAUCUGUCUAUCUCCUUCUCCCCAUUCUCUCUGUUUCCUCAUCUCCGUUCUAGGCGCUUCAGUCCGUAACCGUGCGACUGAUACAAUCGCAGGUUCGAAUCCUGCCUCGGGCAUGUAUGUGUGUGAUGUCCUUAGGUUAGUUAGGUUGAAGUAGUUCUAAGUUCUAGGGGCUGAUGACGUCAGAUGUUAAGUCCCAUAGUGCUCAGAGCCACUUGAACCAUUUUUGAAUCCUCAUCUCCUCCUCCCCCUCUGUCAAUUUCCUCCAUCUCCUCUCUGACCAUAUCUUCCCCCCUUCCCUCUGACUGUAUCCAUCUGCCCCUUCCUUUCCAUUCUGCCUUCCUUUCCACAUUCCCACUGCCCUUCUAUUCCUACCAUCUGCCUACUGCCCCUCGAUAUCUUCUACCUGCAUCAUGCAUCUCUUCCUCCUCCUCUCUCUUGCUCUGCCUAUUUCCUCCUCCUCUCACUGUCCAUCCACUCCUCUGUCCAUCACUACUGGUCUACAGCUAUGCUUAUCAGAAUAAAGCUGGUCGACACUACUCGCACAAUACGCUUGUCAUGCAGGUAUGGUUACGCACCAGGUGUUUGAAAGUCAUUUAUUUGCUCCUGAGACACAGGACGCCAAGAAAAGCAAGUCGAUAACGCAGACCAACACAACACACCUGUCAUGGAGAGCAACAUACAUGUUGGGGCCUGGAAAAGCAUUUCUUGCCACUUGCAAACCAUGUUUAUUUGGCAGGCCAAUACUGUUCCCACACAACAUGCUUGUCUCGCAGGGCAGCCUAUACCUCAAGGACUGGAGAAACAGCUUUUACUCAUAUCUCCACUCCUAUUUGGAGAUUGUAAGCCCAUAGCGCUGAUACUUGUGAGGCCUGCUGUUUCUGUGCCACAUGUGGUUGAAAUUGAUCCAGAGGUUUGCGAGGAGUACCAGACAUAUAUGUGGAUGUACUCUGAUUUAUACUCUGUAUAACAGAUUAUGAAUGUGUGUUUAUGAACUGCCAUUAACGUCUGUGCAAGAUGUUGUCCUAGUUAGUAGAAUUGUAUCUGAAAUGUAAACUUUCUGAUUAAGUAGCUGCCUAACUGGGCUCAAAAUUCACCUAUUUGCCUACCUUGCCCUGUGCGACACUGGGGAAUGUGGCACAUGCAUGAUGGGGAACAGGAAUAUUUUGUUGCUGUUAUAAGAUGGCAUCUAACAUGCAACCACGGUCCGAGACAGAUGUGUCAAACAAAGCUUGUCCUUUGGCCUCCAAGGUCAUCUGACCUGAAUCUUUUGGAUUUUUCUGUAUGGGUUUUCUCAAAAGUGAAGUGUAUAGAACUCCCGCUGAUAUAGCUGUGAAACUGGAACAGCGAAUUGUAAAAUGCUGUUAAGAGUUAUGAUACGACGUGGGUAUGUUUUAAGGAUUUUGCUGCUCGCAAUAGAGAUGAGUGCAGUAUUGCUUACAAAUGUGAGGAUGACAUGUGGAAUACAUUUUUUAACGGGCACAAAUGCAGAGUAAAUUGUGUCAAGUAACACGCUGUAGUAGUAUUGUAUUUAUUGUUAAGGUAGCACUAGAGCGAAAUUUGCAGCCAAUUAGAUGAGGAUAUCAGCGAGAAAUUAAAUUUAUGUAACAAGUUUGUACUAUUAGGACAAUAUUUCACAGUGGCAGCUUGUAACAACACAUUCUCAAUGAACUUGCAAAACGGCUCAUUUACUCGAACGUUUUUGCUUCUGUGAGUGUUGUCAUAUACUUUCACCCAUGUCUGCUUUCGCUACUUAUUAUUUUUCCCUCUAUAUAAAACUUUUGCACUUGGACUCUUUUUGCGCACAUUUCACUUUGGCGCCUCCAGCAGCCACUUGUGUUGCUUGGCCCUUAAACCUGCCCUAAUCGGUCAUAUUAUUUGUUAAUUAGUUAGUUAGUUUCAUGUUACAAUGGAUUAUUUGCAUGAUGAAUCAUAAUGAAGUGGAACAAGGAAUUUUACAUUCAAAUUGCAGAUUAAUUUGUAAA
This is a messenger RNA of Schistocerca nitens (vagrant locust), 6319 nucleotides long. Its product is annotated as probable cytochrome P450 6a13. Gene Ontology annotation, molecular function: heme binding; oxidoreductase activity, acting on paired donors, with incorporation or reduction of molecular oxygen; monooxygenase activity. The transcript is spliced from 9 exons. The coding region runs from base 64 to 1587 and encodes 507 amino acids. Lineage: Eukaryota; Metazoa; Arthropoda; Insecta; Orthoptera; Acrididae. The record is from RefSeq and is a predicted model, not a curated record.